UCAUGUGUCGUACACACAGGCAAGGGGGGUUAUGCUAGUUAUUUCACUAUAUGAAAAAUGGUCACAUGGGAAUAGAGCGUUUGAAUAAAGUCAGGUCUCCCCCCCCCCCAUCCGCCCUCCGUCGUCGUCGUCGUCGUUUUUCCCUUUUGGUUGAUUUGCCAGAAACUUUUUGUUUUGCGCGAGCAGAUCCUCAUAGUUUCCUUUUUUUUUUUAUUGGAUUUUUUCUUUUAGCUUGCUUUUGUUUUCCAUACAAAAAGCUUAGCAACCCAUUGCUGCAUCCCUCUUUUGCCCUACAGAUAGCAUGAGCGCUGUCGCUGUAGCCACCCCAGUUCCCGUGCCUGGGCCUGCGACCGCGGACACUGUGCCUGAACUCACUCCCGUGGUUGUCGAGUCGGCUCCCACGCCUGCUGAACCGGAGGCUCCUGCCGCCGUGCCAGAGGAAACCGCAACUGAAAAGCCUACUGAAAGCCCCGCUGAGGAAACCGUUGCUCCCGAAGAGGCCGCGGUUGUCGUCGAGGAGCAAACAGAAGUAAAGGAACUCUCCAGCGGAUGGCUCAAAAAGCUGAAUCGAUUCAGCAUUCCCCUUUCGAAACGCUUUUACAUCGUCGGAGAGGACAAAGGCAUCUCCCUUGAGCAGCUGGUUCUGGUUCACAAAAAAAAGGUGUCCCGCAACGCUUCUCCCUCUGCGGAUGCAAACAAAUCCUACGCUACCCAGAAUGCUGACCUCUUCAGCGACUUGGCUAUGGCCACUGUCUCGUUGAAAGGCUUCAUCUUGGCCUACAGGUCCGAGAAUGCUGCAGAACAAACCCAGCCUGUCGCUCUCAUCAACCUUCGCAACUUGGUAAGCGUUACCCCGGGAACUGGUGCCAAUUUUUCUGUACGUCUCGCCCGCCCGCAGCGUACAUACACCUUUGCCGCCGCGUCACCCGCCGAAGCUCAGUCCUGGGUUAAGACGCUUGAAAAUAUCAAAAAGAGCACUGACGAUUUGCCCAAAAUGGAGGAAAGUGAAGAAUUCAAAGCAGCGUUAAACAGUUUGGAAUCUCGCAAGGCCUUCAGUACCUCCAAGCCAAAGGCAGUGGAAGGCAUUUUGUCUGACAGCGACGCACCUCUGACGGAAGAGGACCCUGAAGUGCCUAACCCUGCUGCUGAAAGUUCAAAGAAGAAAAGAUUCUCAUUGUUUGCACGCGCGGCCCCAGUAACAACCUCUGAGGAAGCGGUGGCCCAAAUUGCACCGGUUGCCGAAGCUCAGGAGGAAAUUCCUGCGGUACAGACAACCGAAACUCCCGUUGCAGAAUCUGAGCCAGAGCCUACAAAAGUGGAGAAGGAAAAGGAAUUGCCUGAGCAACCAGCGCCCAAGACUGAGACCAAUAAGCCUACUACGCCCAAGAAGGAAGGUUUCUUGGCCAGUCUAUCAAGCUUAGCAAAGAAAAAAACUCGCAAGGACUCGGCUCCGAGCCAAGCGGAGGAUUCAAAGGCUGCUGCCGCAGCUGAACCGUCCAUCGCCGCCGUGGACAUUGUCGCAGAGGUAGCGUCGGAGACUCCAGCUGUUGAGGCCGCUUCAGCGCCGAGCAAGGAAGUCCCGGUUGAAGGCGCUACCGCGGUUGAGGAAAUACCGGCCGAAGCCAAAGCUGAAGAGGUGAAGGAAGAGGUCGUUGUCGUGGAGACGGUUCCAGAAGUGGUGGAGAAGGAAUUGCCAGUAGAGGCAGGGAAGGCAGAGCCUGUGGAGGAGAAGCCGGAAGAGGUUGCGCUCGAGAGUCCUGUAGCUGCAGUUGCCGAGGCGCCGGCGACCGAGGAGAGCAAGGAAUCCGUGGCGGAACCAGCUGAACCCGCAACGCAACCAGCUUCUCCCAGCGCCAAGAAGCACUUCUUUACAGAUUUCCACACUUUGUUCCGGAAGGGCACAAAGUCUGCUGCGACGCCAAAGGCCGACGAAGCACCGGUAGCGGUACCUCAGCCGGAAACGGAAAAGGCGGCUGAGGAAGCGUCUCCCUCCAAGGAGGAGACCAAGGAGGAGACCAAGGAGGAGACCAAGGAGGAAACCAAGGAGGAACCCAAGGAAGAAACUGCUACGGCAGAAGCCGUGCAUGGAGAGUCUGCACCAGUUGAAACUGCUAAAGAUGCCGCCGCCCCUGUGAGCCCCACGCCAAAGAUAAAAAAGAGGCUCACCUCAUUCUUUGGCUUCGGCGCCCCUAAAAAGGAAGCUAGCAAGAGUGACAUUCCCGAAGCACCUAAAGAAACAGUGAUCCCGGAGGAAACAGCAGACGCUCCGAGCGAGCCCAGUGAGGCCGUUCCGGAAGAAGCACCGGCUGUAGUGCCCGAAGCUACCGAGGCCAAAGUUGAUGCCGCUAUCGCAAAGCAGGAGGAGGCGGCCCAAGAAGCCGUUGCCGCCACAGAAGAAGCACAACUUGAAGCUGCUGUGGCUCCAGCUGCAGAAGAAGCCAAGGCCGAAGAAGCAGUUGCCACCGAGAGUUCACCCACCCAGGCCCACAAGGGAUUUUUCGGCAUCGGAAAAAGGCCCAACACUUUGAAAAAGUUGUUCUCUUUCACUAAAAAGGCCCCUGCUCCUGCCGCAACUGAGGAAGUGAAAGCUGAGGAGGGCAGCAAGGAACCGGUUGAAACCGAAGCUGCGGCGACGACAGAAGCACCCGCCAGUGCGGUUGCCGAAGAGAAAACUACUGCCCCCACUCUUGAUGUUCCUGUUACCGAAUCUUCUAUCGUCGAGGCCGUUGAAGCUGCCGCCAAAGCCGUUUCUGAGCCAAGCGCUACUGCAGCAGCUGCUGAGCCAUCAGAGGUGACGCCAGAAGCAAUCAAGUCGCAAUAAUCAGGAAGACUGCGAUCCUAGUGGUGACCAUUUCUAUGCAAUACAAAUAGCCGGAGCAUGUAAUAAUUAGUUUUCGUUAUCUUGUUGUUAAGUAGUUUUCUUUGUUGAUGAUAUCUUGUCGUCCUUUUGCAUGUUAGUGGUAGUUUAUAGCGUAUAUCAUUCACACGUUACGUAGUGUCUCCUAAAAUGGAAGCCUUUGUCUGCAUA
Spizellomyces punctatus DAOM BR117 is the source of this 3028-nucleotide messenger RNA. RefSeq lists its product as uncharacterized. Bases 302 to 2821 code for a protein of 839 amino acids. The transcript is spliced from 9 exons. Lineage: Eukaryota; Fungi; Chytridiomycota; Chytridiomycetes; Spizellomycetales; Spizellomycetaceae. The record is from RefSeq and is a predicted model, not a curated record.